Molecule: messenger RNA, 357 nt
Organism: Trichomonas vaginalis G3
Lineage: Eukaryota; Parabasalia; Trichomonadida; Trichomonadidae
Product: MORN repeat-containing protein family
Exons: 1
Coding region: 1-357 (118 amino acids)
Source: RefSeq, a predicted model, not a curated record
AUGGAAGAAUUUAUAAAAUGCUCAUACAAGGGUGAAAGGAAUCAGGUCGGAACAAUGGAUGGAAAGGGUGAAUUUACUUUUCCAAAUGGAACUCGUUAUGUUGGUGAGUUAAUUGAUGGAGAAUUUCAUGGAAAAGGAACUCUCUUCUUCCCAGGUCGUGGCCGCUAUGAAGCAGAAUGGGAUCACGGAACUGUUGUUUCUGGCCGUUUAUUCUUCGAUGAUGGCUUAGAACAUCAAGACGAAAACUGGAUUUACUGCUCAGACCAAGAUCGCCGUUAUUACAAUGAAGUUACAGAUGGAUUACACCCAGCUGGUGAAUCAUUCAUUACACCAAUUCGCCAGGAAAACAAACAAUAA